AUGAAAACUAUUUGCACACACGUAAAAAAAUCAUUCGAAGGAGAUCAGAGAGAAGUCAAAGGAACUCUCCAAAGGCAAUACGGAGAAAAUGCACGUCCUCAUGUAUAUCAGCGAGUCCCAAAAGAGCCCUUGGCACCGCAAAAUACCCAAGAGGGAGAGGUUCGCGCAUAUGGUUACAUCGCUUCUUUCCGUCGGUGGCUUUACGUCGGUGAUCUUAAAUUG
Messenger RNA from Ostertagia ostertagi, 222 nucleotides. The record is from the annotation of a GenBank genome assembly. NCBI's taxonomy places the organism in Eukaryota, Metazoa, Nematoda, Chromadorea, Rhabditida, Trichostrongylidae.